This is a messenger RNA of Lycium barbarum (goji berry), 1079 nucleotides long. RefSeq names its product agamous-like MADS-box protein AGL62. Gene Ontology annotation, molecular function: protein dimerization activity; DNA-binding transcription factor activity, RNA polymerase II-specific; RNA polymerase II cis-regulatory region sequence-specific DNA binding. Bases 123 to 620 code for a protein of 165 amino acids. The record is from RefSeq and is a predicted model, not a curated record. Lineage: Eukaryota; Viridiplantae; Streptophyta; Magnoliopsida; Solanales; Solanaceae. Gene Ontology annotation, biological process: regulation of transcription by RNA polymerase II. The transcript has a single exon.
AGUAGUAGUACUCUUGCUUCUUAUGCUCUCUCUCUCUUCGUUUUGAAACUCUAUUUUCAUUAGACUGUUUUUAUUUUAUAACAACUUAUAUGAAUUAAAAAUCAAAAGAAGAGAAAGAGAGAAUGGAGAAUAAUGAGAAGAAAAGAAGUAAGGGACGACAAAAGAUUGCAAUACAGGAAAUAGCAAAGAAGAAGAGUUUGCAAGUAACAUUCUCUAAGAGACGGACAGGUCUUUUCAAGAAAGCUAGUGCAUUAUGCGGUGCUCAAGUUGCCGUCAUUGUUGAAUCACCAGCCGGUAAAAUCUUUUCAUUCGGUAACCCUUCUGUCGACUCUGUUAUACACCGAUAUGAAACCGGUGAUGUCAAUGAUAGUAGGAAAAAGUAUUUGGAUGCUAAGGAAGACUUGGAGGACAAGGCAUCUAAUUGGUCUGUGGAGAAUUUAGGGUUACAAGAACUUGAAGAAUGUAUGGCUGCUAUGCAACUUUUGAAGAAGAAUUUAUUGAAAAGAAGUGAUGAUUUGACUUCUUCUUCUUGUGAUGAUGUUUUGAUUCCCAAUAUGACUUUCAGCCAAUUUGGAGCCCUUCCUCUUCAGUACUAUGAUGUGGGAGGACGUUCAAAUUAAACAUUCUAAUGAAUGGGCUGAAUAUACUACUAGUUUAAGAUGACUUUGGACAAAUUAGUUUGAUGAUGCUACUAAAUCAGUAGUUGGUAAUUUCUUGAUUUCUAACCAGUAAGCAAGUGUUGAUUUUUUGUAGCCAGUUAUUGACAGAAAGCUAAUGAUGAUUAUUCUAAAUUUUGUGCUUUUUUGCUGUCCAGUUUGUUCCUGAUGUUGUGCUAAUUUGGGCAUAUAAGGUUUAUUUUCUUAAUUUUUAUGAAGAAGAUGAAAAUAGAAAAAUUACAGUAGUUUAUUCCAUGUGUUUGUUUACAUGCAUGAUAUCCCUCCACCACUUUCUCAAAGUAUGUUAUUUUCUUAUUUGCAUCUACUUCAUUAAGUUGAUAAUGUGUUUCAGAUGAAGUAGCAAUGGUUAAUCAAUCUGAACAAAAGGGAUAAUACCUGUUCGAUAAAAGUCCCCUAAAAAUA